GCUCUGUGCUGCCGGUCAUAACAUUUUACAUAAAUGAAUAUAAAACUAACUUUCUAUUGAUUUUAGUGUGUGUUAUUCAUUUUUAAUUAAUAUUGUAUCAUGUCGAACCCAGAUAAUAUGGACAAUAAUGCGACUGAAGAUUCAAAUCAGUAUGUCGAAAAUGGAACAAAUAAGCUAAAUGUUAAAUGUAAAUUUUGCGGUUCCAAAAUAUUGGACAAAAAUUCUGGGAAAUAUAUGAAACUAGAGAAAGAUCUACCUCUAAUGCAGCAAGACACAAGAAAAGAUGCAGGAAUUCAGAGUGAAAAAGUAAACGAAUUCUACCAUGUUGAAAAUAUGUAUACUUUCGAAAACAUAGGGUUUACACACACUGUGGAUAAUUACAAAUAUUUAAGCUGUGCAGAUUGUGAUGCAGGUCCUGUGGGAUACUAUGACAUGAACACUAAGCAUAGUUAUGUUGCAUUAACUAGGGUAAAUCAUGAAUAAGAUAGUUUAUGACAAUUAAUUAAUCGAGAUUUGCUUAUUUUUCUUUAAGAAACAAAAUACAAUUGGAAUGGAUACUGCACAGAUUAUAUAUUGCAUGUAUUCUAGGUUCCAAUUAUAAAAAUAAAUAUUUUCAAAAAAUAUAAAUAUUUAAGGAGUCAUUUUAUAAUUUUUUUAAUUUAUAUAAUUUAGCAAAUACUUCAUAAAAGUAUUAUACUUUUGCUGCUAUAUUUUUUUAGUGUUGUUUAAUGUUUUUGCUCAUUUGUCAUUCCAAAAAAUGUAAAGCUUUUUUUAUACAGUGUAAGAAUGAGAUAAGUAUAAAUAUUAUUUAUAGAAGUGAAUCCUAAAUGCAAUACAUUGUAUAAGAAUGCAUAAUAUUUAUUUAAAAAAAAUUGUACAUAAUAAUGACUUUCCAACAAUCUAUAUGCAAAUCCUAAAGAAUAUAAAUAAGGUCCUCCAGAUCAAUUUCGGACACAGCGGUCAAUCUCAAGAGAGAUUAGCGAAUAACACAGGACAUAUCAUAGUGCACAAGUGUGUGUGCAAAGUCAGGUCCACUCUCUAUUCCCUAACUCCUAUAAUCCAAUGAGACAGCAAUCCAACAUGACUGGAAAGAGCUCAGGCAAAAAACCAACGGCUUAACGUGCUUUCCGAGGCGCGGGAGUGUACACACUUCCAGACUCCGGGCUGCUAUUGAGAAUUUUCGACAGAAAAACCCAAUAAUUUUUUAUUGGCCCAACCUGGGAUUUGUACCCAAAACCUCUGGGCCUUACAUCUAGCCACUAGACGAUUCAAUUUUUUCUUUUUUUUUAAAUAUAAAUAUAAUGACGGCUUAAUAUUAAAAUAUAUAAUUAAUUUCAUAAGUCAAGUGUCUAUGUCAGAUCAAUAAAUAAUAUACUUAGAAAGUUAUAUAAUGUCAACAACUAUAAGCAUGAUAUUUUGAUAUAUUUUAUUUAAAAAAAAAAAUUACAAUUUCUGUAAAACAAGUGAAACAAUUUUUCCAAAGACAAACCUGAAAUGUAUUUUACAAAUCACUUUCUAUGUUAAAACUACAAAUUACUAUUUUAAUUGUCCACAAAUUAAACAUUUUGGAUGUUUUAAUGUUUUGGCACGGAUAACAGUCACUAUGUAGAAAAAAUAUAAUGGUCACAAUCUUAUUUUAUUAAUUAAAAAAAAAAUGUAGUGACAUUUCAUAUUUCUGCAAGAAAAUAACUUUGAAAUUAUUUGUAACGUUGAAAACUUUGAGACUUUUUAUUAUUAAUGAGCUUGCAUA
Messenger RNA from Nymphalis io (European peacock), 1750 nucleotides. It is a transcript of the gene strat, whose product is annotated as guanine nucleotide exchange factor MSS4 homolog. The record is from RefSeq and is a predicted model, not a curated record. Gene Ontology annotation, biological process: post-Golgi vesicle-mediated transport; small GTPase-mediated signal transduction. Lineage: Eukaryota; Metazoa; Arthropoda; Insecta; Lepidoptera; Nymphalidae. Gene Ontology annotation, molecular function: guanyl-nucleotide exchange factor activity; zinc ion binding. Bases 100 to 483 code for a protein of 127 amino acids. The transcript is spliced from 2 exons. Gene Ontology annotation, cellular component: membrane; cytosol.